Molecule: messenger RNA, 3752 nt
Organism: Musca vetustissima
Lineage: Eukaryota; Metazoa; Arthropoda; Insecta; Diptera; Muscidae
Gene: thw
Exons: 5
Coding region: 21-3752 (1243 amino acids)
Cellular component (GO): extracellular region
Molecular function (GO): chitin binding
Source: RefSeq, a predicted model, not a curated record
UAGAUAUAUUUCUGGCCAACAUGGAGUCGCGAAAAUCGGUUAAAGGAAACUUUUAUUUAGGUGCUUUUUUAGUUCUAGUUGUGCUAUUAAAUCUUGGCGUGGCUGAUGCACGAAGCCAUAUACCCGCAAGAGUUUUAGCCAAACAAACCGGAGCCACACAAUUCGAGGAGCACUAUGAAACCCAAGCGGACUGCAAUGAACACAAGCACAGCCUAAGGAAGCGAGCCUCCGAUGAAGAUGUCGACUAUGAGGUGUAUCAGGGUGUGGUGGGACGUCCCGGCAUUGAUUUCCCCAUUUAUCCACGCAUACCCAAGACCAGUUUCAGUUGCCGAUCCUAUGGUAAUGGUUAUUUUGCAGAUAUGGAAACGGAUUGUCAGGUCUUCCACAUUUGCGAAGAGGGCCGUAAAAUCUCUUUCCUCUGCCCCAACGGCACCAUAUUUCAACAAAGUGAACUAACCUGUGAUUGGUGGUUCAAGGUCAACUGUUUGGGUUCGUCAACUUUCUAUGGUGAGAGUAGCGAACUGUUGGGAAAACAGCGCGAUCAACAUUUAAAACCCGUUGUACCCGUCCAAGGUUUUAAUAUAGUAGGCGGUGGUUUGAAUAUAAAACCUCGAGUACCUGCUAAGAGUACGUCCUCGCGUUCUGCCAGUCAUGAAUAUCCCAGCAUCAACAAACCCGAAAGACGUAUCGAUUCCGCUGAAAUGCCUUCCAUAGAAAGUGUGGACUUUGAAGAUCUUUCCAGUGAAAAAUCCCGUUCCGGAAUUACCGUUAUCAACAGCAAUACUAAUGAUGAAGAUGAAUCCCAAAUAACAGCUGAAUCCGCAUCCUUUGUUAGUGAUCGCAGUCGUAAUGCUUAUGGGGGUGCAGAUAAGUCCAAAUAUCAGGUUGCGGCCAAGGAUUCCAAGGGCGGCAAAUCAUCCGAUGAAGGACGUAACAGAGGUGCUGGAGAUCGUGGCUCACAAAGACAUGGCUAUGUCGGAUUGAGCAGUGAAACCACAGAGAAAGCCCGCAAUGGCCAAAGGGGUAAUCAACGUUACCGUGAGGAGAAGCCUGCCCAGGACUCGAGUGAUGAAAAAUUGAAUAAGAAGUACAAAUAUUCCGGCAGCAACGUGGAGAACAAGAAGGAAAAAUUCGUGGUGGAUAGUGGUGAUAAGUUACCGCACCCCACACCGUCCUAUGUUUCGGGAACCUACACCACAGCUAGACGUUUGGAUUCGACCAGGACAACCCCCUUCUACACACCCACAGUACCCUCCGUGGUGGUCAAGGGUAAGAGUGGAGGUAGUGAUGGAAAAUACAACAAAGAGGGCGUGGCCACAACUCCCACACCACACCGCUUCAAUGUGGCAAAACAGGGUUCAGGUCUCCUCUUGGGUGAGGGUGAAAAGAAAGAUGCCGUGAAACCCACAACCAGUCCCAAAUCUUCGCAAGUUAGUGAAGCCACAACCCUACGCUCUAUUGUGAUUGGUAUGCGUCACAACUAUGGAGAACAAGAGUUGCCACGUAAUCACAAAUAUUAUGAAGCGGAUAUAGACUCCGGAGAAUCCACAACACCAGCCACCACCGGCCCAACCUAUUUACCCAAAUCUUCGUCAAGUACUACAAAGCUUUCCAAGGGUUCCAGUGGUGAUAAUUUGCUCUUUGCCCCCGUUACCGAUAUUGAGGUUAAUCGCAAUGUCAACGAGAUGCUGAAGACCAUGGAUGUGAUAAAACAUAACUUCCAGGAUGUGGAAUUGAUCAAGCAAUCCGCAAAUGGUAGCAAUCGUCCUGGUUUGGAUAUACCACCAUCAUCGGGACCGGAUGCUUUGGUUUCAUUGGCCAAAUAUUUUGCCACAGAACAUAAUGAGUCUUCUUCGUCUGUUGGGCACAAUGUUAACUCUCUGGCCGCGGGUGAGGAUAAGAAAACGGAAAGUGUUAAGGGUAAAAGUGACACCUUGUCGACAACGGUGUUGAGGGAGAAGGGAGAAGGCAAGGGUGCAGAGGAUAACAGUGAUACGACAUUGGUUUCGUCCAAGAGUGAAUCUCAUUCCGGCAGUUCAAAUUCCUUGGCGCCCAAAGACAAACCCUCCGACACCACUGCCACCUUGACCACUGAAAGUUCAGCCUCAUUGGCGGCCAACGCCGAUGACAUUGCCAACAGUUUGUUGAGCAAUAAAACCGUCAAGAAAUACCAGAAACUCUUUGGUUUGGAUCAGGGCGAAGAAGAAGGAACUGAAACUCCGGACAGCAAAUCCCGAAGUGGCGUAGAUGCGGUAAAUAUUCCCGCCACAGCAAAUGUGGUGACCUCCUUCCCACAAAUUGGCCCCACAGAUGCCACCAUACGCACCCUGGCCGAAAAACCUGAGUCACGUAAAAUUGCCCAAGUCUUCUCGAAUGCCCUUAAUGAUUAUCUCAAUGAUCCCAUCAAGUUCCGAGAUGAAUUGAGGUCCCAGGCCAGACCCACAGAACCACCAUUUGAAAAUCGUUUUGUUAGUGUCACCGAUCCCACUCUGUUCAAUCAUGGCACUGCGGCCACUUAUUUGCCCACAGUAGCUCCCACCACAAAUCGCCCAUAUUCCACAACAGAAUCGAACUUAGCGGCAGAUAUCAAUAGCCAUUUGAUUACCUCGACCGGGUAUCCAGAUUCUGAACAAACCACAAAUGUAUUCGAUGCCACCACCUUUAAGAGUUCCUCAGAACGUAAAUCGAAUUUGGAAUUCUCGGCAGAAUUGGAACCACCCAGUAAUUCCGAUUCUGGAGAAGAACUUUUGCACACCCAGCACACCGAAUCGUUUGUCAAGAAUUCAAGAAAUCACAAUGAAAAAUCUGGCAAAUUGAGUACGGACCCCAAGCCACAAAAACCCUGGACCUUUGCCAAUGAAGAUGAUGUUUUGGAUCCGCUGAAAAUCAAUGAUGGUCUGAUGAAGAAAACCACCUAUCAGCCCAAGACCCAGGGUAAAUCUUCAUCGUUUACAUUAGAUACACAAGCAAGAAGCCAUACAUCUUACUCCUCGAGCUCCUCCUCUUCAGAACGCAUUGAGGGUAGACAAAAUUCCCAAUAUAGACAGCAACAACAACAACAACAACCGGAAGAUCCUUGGGGUGAUCUUUUUGAUUCCUAUGAUAUCUCCAAGGAAAAUCUACCCGCCACCACAGGACUUCAGCGUAUUGCCAAUAAACUAUUUGGUGGCCUCAAUGAAUCGGAGGCUCUACAUUUGAAAAAUGUUAUGGCCGAAGCGGAACAUAAUCGUCAAAUUUUAAGACUUCUCCUUCUGCUCAUUCAAACCUGCGACGAUCACAAUGGCAAGGCAUUGGAACGAUCACGUAAAAGUCUACUGGGAGCCUUGAUUUCCAUGGAUGGUAAAUUGCACAGCUCUACAAAGACCCAGACUAGAGAACUCACGCACACAGUGACCACAACAGAAAAGCUACCCAUUACCACCUAUCGCAGAACUGGUAGUGGCGAAGAAAUUACCACGACCACCAUGAGUUAUGGUUCCACAGAUUUGCCACCAGCCACAACAACAUUUACCGCCACCACCACAGCAGAUAGCGGCGCCAACAGUGCCGAAGCCACCACAAAAUUUGCCAUUAUUGUUGAUGAUAUUGGUGGUGAAACUUCCGCCGCAACAACGACAACAGAAUCAGGAUCUAUAACAUCCUCCUCCGGCUCUUCAUCGCCCGGCAGCCUUGAUGGCAAUGCCGAUAAAAGAGCUUUGGAAUUACUAAAGUCAUUGUAUUCACUGGCCUCGAAAUUCACCAGCAGACGGUAA